This is a messenger RNA of Fusarium falciforme, 879 nucleotides long. RefSeq lists its product as hypothetical. Gene Ontology annotation, molecular function: oxidoreductase activity, acting on the CH-OH group of donors, NAD or NADP as acceptor. The transcript has 4 exons. Lineage: Eukaryota; Fungi; Ascomycota; Sordariomycetes; Hypocreales; Nectriaceae. Gene Ontology annotation, cellular component: cytoplasm. The record is from RefSeq and is a predicted model, not a curated record. Bases 1 to 879 code for a protein of 292 amino acids.
AUGACCACUAUUACUGUCCAGGGCAAACAUGCCCUCAUUACUGGGGCUGGCUCAGGUAUCAACUUGUGCUUCGCUCGUAUGCUUCUCGAAAAGGGCUGCUCAGUUCUCAUCGCCGAUCUUAAACUUCAACCAGAAGCUGAGGAGCUCCUCAAGCAAUACCCCUUUCCGGCUGCUGACGGGCAAGCCGGCGCCUUCUUUCAAAAGACCAACGUUGCAUCAUGGCCAGAGCUUAGCUCAGUGUGGAAGACGGCCGUGGACAGGUUCUCAUCCGUCGACAUUGUCGUUGCAGGUGCUGGCCUCUUUGAGCCAAAGUGGGCGUCCUUUUGGGAGGCCCCCAAGACGGAGAGCAACCGGAACACAGUCUCUGCCGACCCUGCAGAUGCGGAUCCAGGCCAUUAUGCUGUUUUAGAUGUCAACCUUGCAUCUCCCAUCCGGUUGAGUACUCUUGUGCACGUCGGUAGCAUGGCGGGCUAUGGGGCGGGUAUCACGACGCCGCUGUACUUUGCGAGCAAGCAUGGCUUACACGGUUUCGUGCGGUCCCUGGGGGGGCUGCGUGAUGAGCUUGGAAUCCGCGUGGGGUGUGUAGCUCCCGGUGCAGUGAGCACACCUCUCUGGCACGAUGAUCCGACCAAGGCUGUGAUGCUGGAUGAAGACACGGUCCUUAUCGAGCCCGAAGAGAUUGCCCAGGGUAUGUGGCAGCUCGUCGUGAACGAGGAACUCGGCGACGGAACGAUUCUCGAGGUCACCAAGGGCGCCACGAGAGUGGUUCCUCUAUUCAACGCACCAGUGCCUACCGGCGAGGGCAUUCUGGUGCCGGGCUAUGCGGCGUCCAUGGGGACACUGUACGAGAAGCUGAGGAACGAGGGCUUGAGUGUCUGA